ACUGGCGAAUCGGUUACCACAGCAACCGAUUUGGCGUCACCACUGUUGACUUUCAGAUUCAGGACUUUGCUUUUCUUUUCUCCAAUCUCGCAAAGACAAAAAAAAAAAAAAAAAAAACGUUCGCGGCGGGUUCUUGGGAACAUGUUGUUGACGGGGAACAGUUUUUCUCAUGUCUCUACCCGUUUGGACGGGUUGGGUUUGUUCGAGCUGUAGUGAAGCUGGUGGCCCAGUAGAACAUCGCUGACAUGAUGGCUGAAGAUGACACUGAGUGGAUAGUAGAGAGCAUCGUUGGCUACCUGGGGAGUCCCGAAUGGAUCAUUCCCAUCACAGACUUUAUGGAAAACAAAUGCACAGUUUUUGACGACGAAGAUGAAAACAAGUUAUCAUAUACAGAAAUUCACCAUCAGUAUAAGAAACUGGUGGAGAAGCUGCUGGAGACGUACAUGCAGGAGGUUGGCAUCAACGAGCAGCAGCUAAUGGAUGCAUGCACCUCUCCCUUUGCCAAGUCCCAAUCUCUGCAGCCAGUGUUCCAGCCAGUUCUAGCUACAGAAGACUUCCAGAUGUUUCGCUCAUUAAUGGUUCAGAAAAACAUGGAGCUGCAGCUUCAAGCCCUCAGGGUCCUCAAAGAAAAGAACGGGGCCCUGCCAGAGUGUCUUACUGAAAGAUCAAAAGAGGAAUAUGAAGAGCAAAUGUCCAGGAGGCUGCUGGUAGAGGGGGAUAUUGGUGCCACUUGCAGCAGAGGCUUUGAUAAGCCAAUAAAAGCCAGUGGUGAUGCUCUGAUUACCACAUUAGCUCCAAGCCAACAAAGCAACGCUUCCAAACCCACAUUAGAUUGUGGGAAAAACAGCAUCCAGUCCAGAGUUCUUCCAACAGUUAGAGCUCCAGCAAAGUUCAGCGACGCCUCCAAAUCCGAACGUCCUCAAACUGUGGAGAAGAGCAGCAACGGCAGCCGAACUGCAGCUGAGGGUUACCUGGAGGAGGCCUGCAAGGGAGUUGGCUUCUCUAAAUCGUGCACACAGUCGUCAGCAGCCUCGGAGCAGCAGCAGCUCCAGCAGAGGGCGGUGUAUCUGUGCCAGCAGCGAGACAAGCUGCACGCACUGAGGAAAGAACAGAAAACCAAGCAGACACCCACACCAGAGGUGGCACCAAGCAGUCCCACAGCAGCAGCUUCCUCUGCCCCGGAGGCAGUGGAACAACCCCAGACGAAUGGGGCAAGUUCCCCUCCUCCUGCACCUCCUCCUCCAGCACAGCACUCUAACUCCUCUAAACAGAAGGAAAUAUCUGCAGAGGAGAGGAAGAAGCUGCAGAAGAGAAAACACCUGGCUGAAAAGCUGAAAGAGGAAGUGGUCAAGAAAUAACUUUGCUUCCAAAUGCAGUACUCCUGUUUUACCGUCUGCACCACAGUACAAUGCUUGGCAUCUUCCACACUGACUGACUGAAAAAUUAAAAGUGAGACAUUAUUUUAUUUGCAUUGUUUGCUAUUUACAAAUAACCUUUCAACAUCAUGUUUUAGCAUUUGGAUAUAUACCAUUUAAGUGUUUUAAGAUGUGAUAGGCCUCAUUUGUUUGCUUCAGAUAUAUGCAUAAAUCUGUAUUUUCUACUUUUCAUUUUUAAUGAAAAAUAUGUUCAUACUCAAAAAAAGAAAAAAGGAAAUCCCCAGAGCUGCAACUGUUAAUUAUGCAAGCACUGGAGCAAUUAAUUGGCUUAUAUUAGUUAUUUUUCCUGCAAAAAUGCUUCUGAAAUGUUAAAUUUUCCUCAGGGUUGAUGCAAAAUUGUUUUAAUAAUGUU
This is a messenger RNA of Nematolebias whitei (Rio pearlfish), 1788 nucleotides long. It is a transcript of the gene cfap36, whose product is annotated as cilia and flagella associated protein 36. NCBI's taxonomy places the organism in Eukaryota, Metazoa, Chordata, Actinopteri, Cyprinodontiformes, Rivulidae. Gene Ontology annotation, cellular component: axoneme; ciliary base. The record is from RefSeq and is a predicted model, not a curated record.